GUCAUUUGUGAACUAGAGUCUCUUCCAAAGUCAUAAUAUAAACACAAAUGGCUCUUCUUCCUGGUAUAAUGCACGCUAAGAAGAUUGUCUGCAGGUCUGUUUCUGGUCUUUCUAAAAGUGUUCCAAAAGGCUACUUUGCAGUAUAUGUUGGAGAGGAUCAGAAGAAGCGAUUUGUAGUACCCAUAUCAUACCUGAAUGAACCUUCAUUUCGAGAACUGCUAAGUAAGGCUGAGGAAGAAUUUGGGUUUAAUCAUCCGAUGGGUGGUCUCACAAUUCCCUGCAGAGAAGACAUCUUCAUCAAUCUCACUUCUCGCUUGAAUGCAUUUUAGUGCAGGGUGCACUAACCUUGAUCAAACUAGACACAUUUCUUCUCUAUGGCAGAGGAGGCAGAGCAGGAAAUGUCUACCCACAUGACAGAAAUCAUUGAAGUUUCUCAAGAAAAUAGCUUUCUGGGAAUCCAUUCGCCCAGGACCAUUCAGGUCAAUGAAUGCAGAUGACUCAAGGUCACAAUCUGUCAGUAGGCCAAUGCUGUUCACAUUAGAGAAGCCCAUCAGGAGGAGUUCCAAUUCUAUAGGCAUUGAUUGGCCUCACUGGUAGUGGCUUGCAAGCAAGAUGGACAUGAAAAUUGUUGGUCUGUUAAACAUGAAUUGUCUGAUGACAUUGACCAAAAG
Molecule: messenger RNA, 671 nt
Organism: Corylus avellana
Lineage: Eukaryota; Viridiplantae; Streptophyta; Magnoliopsida; Fagales; Betulaceae
Product: auxin-responsive protein SAUR22-like
Biological process (GO): response to auxin
Source: RefSeq, a predicted model, not a curated record